GGAUGCAACAGUUGAUUUUCGCUUGCUGUGCUUGUCGGGACGACGGAGAUCCUCGUGGAAUCAGAGACUGUUGCGUGUGAACGGGUUCGGGUUGGUGGCUUGCUUUAUUGCAGUGAUUUCAAGUGGUGCUUCGGAAAGGAUAUAAAACUCAUCGAGGAUUUUGUUAUUUUUUCGAAAUAACAUUGUAACGGACGAUUUGUGAUUUUUGAACGAUGAGUGGCUCUGGAAAAGGAUUACUCGGAUUAUGGCUGUACCACAGUGGCGAGCAGGAGUGGACCGUUAAGGAGGGCAGUCCUUUGCACAAGCGGAAAGAAUUUGCUGAAAGCAAACAAAUAGACUGCAGCAAUGGCAACGGAGCCAGCCCGCGAUCCGACAAAACGUCCAUCAUUUUCACUUUGAAGAACCAAGUCGGCGGUUUAGCACGUGCUCUUCAAGUAUUCCAGGAACUAGGAAUCAAUGUGCUGCAUGUGGAGCUCAACAAAUCUGGUGAACCAUGCGAACAGGCAGACGUUUUGGUCGACAUUGAAUGCGAUGCCAGCCGCAUGGAACAGGUUCUACGGAUGCUGAAGCGCGAGGUUUACAAUGUCAGUUUUGCGGCCCCUGUGGCUAGCGAUGGUCCUCCACCGACUCCGCUGUCCGCCUGUGGCAGUUUCGAUUUCGGGGAAAUGCAUUGGUUUCCGAGAAAAAUAUCCGACCUGGACCGCGCCCAAAACGUGCUGAUGUAUGGUGAUGAGCUGGACGCAGAUCAUCCCGGUUUCAAGGAUCCAGUUUAUCGCAAGCGACGGGAACAAUUUGCUGCAAUUGCCAACUCAUACAAGCAUGGCAAUCCAAUUCCGAGGGUUCAGUACACACCGGAAGAGAUCAAGACAUGGGGCACAGUGUUUCGUGAGUUGCACAAGCUGUACGUCAAGCAUGCAGUGCCGGAGUACAUGGAAAAUUGGCCGGAGCUAGUAAAGUACUGCGGCUACCGAGAGGACAAUCUCCCGCAGCUGCAGGAUAUCAACGUGUUUCUCAAGAGGAAGACCGGCUUUCAGAUUCGACCCGUCGCUGGCUAUCUUUCCCCAAGAGAUUUCCUUUCCGGGCUGGCAUUUCGCGUUUUCCACUGCACUCAGUAUAUCCGGCACUCGUCCGAUCCGUUCUACACUCCGGAACCCGACUGCUGUCACGAGCUUUUGGGCCACAUGCCGCUACUGGCCAAUCCAAGCUUUGCGCAGUUUUCACAGGAAAUCGGGUUGGCCUCGCUUGGAGCUACGGAUGACGAUAUUAACAAGUUGGCUACGCUAUACUUUUUUACGGUGGAGUUCGGAUUGUGUCGCCAGAAGGAUGGCACUUUUAAGGUGUUUGGAGCGGGACUGCUGUCAUCGGUGGCCGAACUACAACAUGCUAUCACCACAACUGAUAAGAUUAAAAGAUUUGAUCCGGAUGUGACGUGUAAGGAGGAGUGCAUCAUAACGGCCUACCAGAAUGCUUACUACUACACGGAUUCGUUUGAGGAAGCCAAGGAGAAAAUGAGGGCCUUUGCCGAAAACAUUCAACGACCGUUUGGAGUCCGCUACAAUCCGUACACGCAAACGGUGGAGGUGCUGAGCAACGCCAAAAAGAUUACAGCUUUGGUUAGUGAACUCCGUGGUGAUCUGAGCAUUGUGUCGUCAGCACUCAAAAAAGUGUCGGCAAUGGAUGACAAUUUGGACGUGGAGUCCAUCGAGAAGCUCUUGUCUAGUAGUUUGCAUGUUGGUGACAAGAGUCCCAAUUCAGAAAGUUCCGAUUCCUCCGGUAAGGCGACCACUCCGAACCAGUAAGAAUACAUGUCAUAAUGCAUGCUAUGCACUACAACUGACCUUCUCUUGAUGUAUAAU
Molecule: messenger RNA, 1856 nt
Organism: Aedes aegypti (yellow fever mosquito)
Lineage: Eukaryota; Metazoa; Arthropoda; Insecta; Diptera; Culicidae
Gene: Trhn
Product: tryptophan 5-hydroxylase 1
Exons: 9
Coding region: 213-1799 (528 amino acids)
Biological process (GO): serotonin biosynthetic process; aromatic amino acid metabolic process
Cellular component (GO): neuron projection
Molecular function (GO): tryptophan 5-monooxygenase activity; iron ion binding
Source: RefSeq, a predicted model, not a curated record